Trifolium pratense (red clover) is the source of this 676-nucleotide messenger RNA. Its product is annotated as 60S ribosomal protein L31-like. Gene Ontology annotation, biological process: cytoplasmic translation. The record is from RefSeq and is a predicted model, not a curated record. The transcript has 3 exons. Bases 119 to 484 code for a protein of 121 amino acids. NCBI's taxonomy places the organism in Eukaryota, Viridiplantae, Streptophyta, Magnoliopsida, Fabales, Fabaceae. Gene Ontology annotation, cellular component: ribosome; cytosolic large ribosomal subunit. Gene Ontology annotation, molecular function: structural constituent of ribosome.
UAAAAAUUAGGGUUUCUUGGGUUUGUUUAUAUUUCACACUCUCCUCUUUCAUUUCGUGCUGCUGCUGCUCAAAUAUCGAAAACCUAACUCAGUCUCAAGGGUAUAGAAGAAUUUGAAAAUGGUGGAGAAGGGCGCCGCAGGUAGAAAAGAGGAAGUUGUUACUCGUGAGUACACAAUCAACCUCCACAAGCGUCUUCAUGGCUGCACCUUCAAAAAGAAGGCACCAAAUGCUAUAAAGGAGAUAAGGAAAUUUACUCAAAAAGCCAUGGGCACUAACGAUGUCAGGGUCGAUGUCAAGCUGAACAAGGCUAUCUGGAGUCAGGGAAUUAGAAGUGUACCCAGGAGGAUCAGGGUACGCAUUGCUCGCAAGAGGAAUGAUGACGAAGACGCCAAGGAAGAAUUGUACUCCCUUGUCACCGUUGUUGAAAUUCCAAAGGAAGAGCUAAAAGGUUUGGGCACCAAGGUCAUAGAUGAUGAAGAUUGAUUUAUUUAUCAUAUAUCUAUCUCUGUUUUGAAGCCUUGAGAAACAUAUCUAGUAUUUUGCUUUCUUCAAUUGAGUCUAUCUUUAGAUUGUGAAACUAAUUUUGUUGAGACAUUGAGUUAUAUAUCACCUGUUUUUGUGUUUCCAUUAAGAUGGUUGGUAAAAGAAUUAUUCAUUUUAGCCCCAUUUUGUUUA